GCGCUGUAGUACGACGCUGCUGUUUUCCUGUUAUUGCGAUUGUCGAGAGACGUAUUAACGGUAAAUCGUAAAUGUGGAUCGUGGCGUCCGAAUUCUGAAGAAAGGGUGCAUUUAAUAUUUACAGCGCAACGUACAUAAGUACACAUGUAGGUACAUACGUACAUGCUGUCUGUAAUCUUCCGUUAAGACUAUCUGAAAGAGCAUUCAAAACGGACGGAGGUGCAGACAGAAUAGGCGACUAGGUUAUGUUAUAGCUUCACGAGCGUUCAGUCACCAAGCCAACAGGUACAAUUAGUGGUCCAGGAAUGUUAAAAUCAAACAAGUAAAACAGAAAGUUUUAUACAUUACACGCUAUUAAAAAAAAGUAGGCGCAAAUAGCAAAAAUGGCACAGUGGAUAGGCUACAGUGUUUCAAUUACAAGCACAUACAACACUUAUCAAGGAGAAAUUGUGAGUGCCACCAAUUCACAUAUCACACUGACAAAGGCAUUUUGUGAUGGAGUGCCUGCAUCUACACCAAGCAUUACAAUAUUGGCAUCUGAAAUAACAGAUUUAAAAUUAAUCAACAAGGUAGAAACAGCUCCAGCCAAAAAUGUUUGCUCAACUGUCUUGAUAACAAAGCCAACAGUCAAAAGAGCAGGAAGAACACAGAGUGGAUCUGAGACCAAAGUGCAGAAUGGCCACAGCAGUACACCAGUGGUAAAUAAGACUAAACCAGUUGAGAUUCCACAGUCUAGCCAACAAUCACAUUUGGCUGACAGUUUGCCUGAAGCAGGCAGCUAUAAAAAUUCAAAUGCUACACCAACCAACCUCAGCAAAAAGGACAAAAACAAACAAAAACAAUACAGUAGAGGUUGGAGGGAUGAAGCUUGCUUUGGUUCACCAUUGGAUUCCAGUUUAACAAAAGAUUUUGACUUUGAAAAGAAUCUGGCCCUCUUUGACAAACAGGCUGUGUUUGAGGAGAUUAAUUCUCACAGGCCUGAUCUAGUUAAGCAUGGAGAUCAAAGAAAACCAACCAAGUUCAGGCAUGAUGAAAAUAUAAUAGCAAGCUUACCAACGACACUCAGACAAAUUAUUGUUCCUACCGAUGUUUACGAGUAUGUCACUGAUGAUGGUUUGGUCAUCCCGACGAUCUCACGCGCUCUGCGGAAACGCCUCUGGGUAACUGCCGAACAGGUAGGCCUAACGUGGGAACGACGCAUAGAACUAAUGGGCCGCGCGGCCACUGAAAUGGCCGUACAGUUAUUGGGUGGUGCACACCGCCUUAAUCCGCAGAAUACGCACCAGUGGCCCACCGUGGCGUUUCUCGUUGGACCUACUAAACAAGGUGCAGUGGGAAUCAAUGCUGCGCGGCAUCUCGCCAGCCAAGGUGUAAAAACCAUCGUGUAUUCCAUCCCCAACGAGACAGAAAUCAACCAAAAAGAGUUAUACCUCUAUAAGUUGACUCAAAAUAGAUCCUAUAUUGGUUUAAGUCAAGUUCCUCAGAAUGUGGACCUCGUUAUUGUUUCUCUAUGUGAAGAUGGCGAGAAUGUGAAACUUUUCUCGAACGUCUCGACGUGGAUAAGUGGUGUGAAGGCACCUAUUCUGGCAUUGGAUCCUCCCGCUGUUGGAACACCUGGACUCAACGCCAAAUUCUCUCUUGUGCCCGUCCUACCGUUGGCGCACUCGCCCAACAACGGUAAGAUUUACUUAUGUAAUCUUGGCUUCCCGGCAGAGAUCUUUUCACGAGUUAACAUCAAAUACAAGUCGCCGUUCGGACCGAAAUUUGUUAUUCCGCUCCAUCCGAAUGAGUCUUGAGCAUUCUAAGCUGUAGGUGUGCAAUUAGUACCUGAGCAUUUAUUUUAUACAAGUGAUUAAUAUUUAAGAGCAGCUUGUAAUUGUAUGUGUCAUUAAGACAAACACUAUGGCCACAAAUAACAAAGUUCAUUGUUGUUUCUCUCGAUUGCAUUCUUUCCGACUGUCUCAAUAAUAAAUAUUUUAAGCACUGAAAA
This is a messenger RNA of Dalotia coriaria, 1990 nucleotides long. RefSeq names its product Enhancer of mRNA-decapping protein 3 (gene Edc3). The transcript has 2 exons. Lineage: Eukaryota; Metazoa; Arthropoda; Insecta; Coleoptera; Staphylinidae. Gene Ontology annotation, molecular function: mRNA binding. Gene Ontology annotation, cellular component: P-body. Gene Ontology annotation, biological process: deadenylation-independent decapping of nuclear-transcribed mRNA; P-body assembly. The record is from RefSeq and is a predicted model, not a curated record. The coding region runs from base 384 to 1796 and encodes 470 amino acids.